GAUACUUUACCAUGUGGAGACAAAUCACUUGUGUUUGAGAGCUGCAGACCCAGGGACAGAUCUGUCAGGAGCUCUGUAAACCAGCCGUCCCUGUCCCAUCGCUCUCACCCGCCUUCACCUUCACACUCAUUGUAGCUAUGGCACUCAGGAGGCAAGUGAAGAACUUUGUGAAAAAUUACUCAGAGGCUGAAAUAAAAGUCAGGGAAGCAACUUCCAACGACCCCUGGGGUCCCUCCAGCUCCCUGAUGUUAGCUAUCAGUGACAUGACCUUCAACUCAGCCUCCCUCUCCCAGAUCAUGCACAUGCUGUGGCAGCGACUCAGUGACCAUGGCAAGAACUGGCGCCACGUGUACAAGUCCCUAGCCCUGAUGGACUACCUCAUCAAGAACGGUUCUAGGAAAGUUAUUCAGUACUGCAGAGAGGGCUUCUGUAGCCUGCAGAUGCUCAAAGACUUUCAACACAUAGACGAAGCUGGAAAAGACCAAGGUCGCUUUAUCCGGGAGAAGUCUAAUCAAGUCAUCACUCUGUUGACGGAUGAGCAGCUGCUUUGUAGAGAGCGGGAAGUGGCAGCUAGGACGAGGCAGCGGACCUCCUACUCCAUGACGUUUCCCAGCAGCUUAUCUGCCUCAGGGAACUCCCCUGCAGCAUGCGCCUCCAUCCUCAUCCCAGAAAGCCUGACCUCUGAGAAGAAGCACUCACUCCUGACAAUCGCAAGUCUGCGCAGUAAAAAAAAUGCUUCCAAGGCAAGGCUGAGGCUGGAGCAGUGCCUGGACAUCCCCUCACCUGCUGGAACCUCCCCGGCCAAGGACUCUCCUCCACUCAGGAUGAAGGCGUGGAAAUCAACAGAGGACCUAACAUUGUUGCAGGAUGAGUAUCUGAAGCAGCUUUUGCCAGUGAUACCUCCUUCCAUCACGUCUCCUGCUUCCUGGCUGUCAGAAGGGGAAGCAGAAGUCUGCAAUCUCUGGGACACAGAGGCUGUGUCUACUCCCUCAGAAAAAAGCCCAUCGAUGCAGACAAAUAUGAGUUUAGGCAAGAAAUUGGAGAAAACCAUUGCAAAUACUAUCACAGAAAGUCCCCCACAAACUCCUCUGGAAAAGCAGCCAGCUGAAAAAAGCUUUGAAACCUUGACACCGUUACAAGCAUUUUGGCCAUCAGGUAAAGAUGAGACUACCAGCGUGGGUUUGAGGAUGACCAAAUCAGAGUCCAUGUUCCACAACCAGUCCUCUGUGGAAACACUCUACGCCUCACCCUCAUUCAAAACCAUUAGCCCAGUGAAGGAGACCAGUAAGGACCUCCAGACACCUGCACAGUCCAGCAUCUGCCGGGUGGAAGAUGUGAGCCUCAAGCCUUUAGCCAUGUGGGGUGAGUGUAUCCCCCAAACAAGCCAAUGAAUCUCCACCGCCUCUGAGGCCGCAUCUUCCUUUUCUACUCUGUCCAUGUCGUCUCCUGAGCCGGCCUAUCCAGAGAAGUCAACCCAUCACUUUACCCCGGUUUUGAGCAACCCUUCCUUCUGGGCUCGGCCCCAGCCACAGUCACCUUGUGCCCCCUUCACAAACAAAAAUGAGGCAGCCAGUGUUCACCACCCUUUUGCUCCCAGGGGCACAGCAUCUUCAGAUGACGAGGAAUACCUGAAUCUUCCAGAUAACUCUGAUUCGGCUACAAAGAAGCCAGGUCACAUUCACAGCAGCAGUGGGGUAGUGUUUUCCACCCCAACUAGAGCCCACUUCCCUUUGCUGUCCUGUGCUACUUUUCAGGCAAGCGAAGGCUCCCCCUGGGACUCCGAGUCCCACUCCAUCCACACUCUUCUAGGCGAAGUGAAGAGCGCCGUGGUUCGGCUCCACGAGGACCUGAGCCUGGUGAUCCAGGAACUUGCUGUCAUCAACAGCCGCCUAGGCAACCUGAGUGGCAGCAGACCACCAGCUGCCAAGACCCUGCAGGACCUCCAGUCUUCCAGGGGGAGUCCAGACCCUAUCUAG
Molecule: messenger RNA, 1976 nt
Organism: Acomys russatus (golden spiny mouse)
Lineage: Eukaryota; Metazoa; Chordata; Mammalia; Rodentia; Muridae
Gene: Enthd1
Product: ENTH domain containing 1
Exons: 6
Biological process (GO): endocytosis
Cellular component (GO): clathrin vesicle coat; plasma membrane; endosome
Molecular function (GO): clathrin binding; phospholipid binding
Source: RefSeq, a predicted model, not a curated record